AUGCGGAUCGGGGUGCACCACAUCGCCCUCUGGCGCGCGGGUCUGCGUGCCACGCACACUGCACGCCUGCGCACAGAUACCCACGCCUACGUUGCGCGGCGCUUCCUUGCUGAUCGCCCUGAUCCGCCGAAGGAGCCCAAGAAGGACGAGGAACAGCAAGGUGCACCUUCGCCCGGCGCCGGCGAGCCUGUCGAGCGCUCGUUCACCACGUCGACGUCCGAGGCCGCUGCAGCGAUGGACAAGCAGCCGCUGCCCUACCUUUCUCGUCCCCUUGGCGUGCCGGGUCGCCCCACGUCCGAAAAAGUGUCGUGGAGCGAGCGCCAUCCCGAAUGGUAUGACCGCGACGCGCGCAUUGCCAAGCGCCGCAUGAUUGUCAAGGAAGCCACGCGCGGCUACUUCCACGACUUCCACGAGAUCCGCUCGCACGGCGGCAAGACCUGGCGGAGUCCGAAUACCAUGAUCCGGCACGAUAAAUCGCUCUUCUUUCCCGAUAUCCAAGGCACCUGCCUUGCGGAUCGCUCGCAGAAGCACACGUCUGACAUGAUCUUUGGCAAAGUCUCGGUGGUCGCGAUGCUCACGUCCAAAGUGUCGGAGGAACAUACCCGCAGCUUCUACCAGGCCACGCUUGACCGUUUUGGUGACGAUCCCAACUUCCAGCUCAUCCAAAUCAACCUACAGGAGAACUCGCUGAAGGCAUAUCUCAUCAAGCUCUUUAUCUCGACGCUGCGUGCGACGGUCGCCCCCAAGCUGCAAUCGACCUAUCUUCUGAGCGCUCAAAAUAUGGACAGCGUGCGCGAGGGAAUGGGCCUGCACAACAAGCACGUCGGGUACACCUACCUGGUCGGACCCGACGGCAAAAUCCGCUGGGCCGGCAGCGCCUUUGCGGAGCCCGACGAGUCGCGCGCGCUCAUUGCCUGCACCGCGGUGCUGCUCGACCGCCUCGCCGGCCGCCGCCAUAGCUCACGUGAUCAAUAG
Molecule: messenger RNA, 975 nt
Organism: Malassezia japonica
Lineage: Eukaryota; Fungi; Basidiomycota; Malasseziomycetes; Malasseziales; Malasseziaceae
Gene: ATP10
Product: Mitochondrial ATPase complex subunit atp10
Exons: 2
Coding region: 1-975 (324 amino acids)
Biological process (GO): mitochondrial proton-transporting ATP synthase complex assembly
Cellular component (GO): mitochondrial inner membrane
Source: RefSeq, a predicted model, not a curated record